This is a messenger RNA of Nothobranchius furzeri (turquoise killifish), 623 nucleotides long. It is a transcript of the gene snrpf, whose product is annotated as small nuclear ribonucleoprotein polypeptide F. Lineage: Eukaryota; Metazoa; Chordata; Actinopteri; Cyprinodontiformes; Nothobranchiidae. Gene Ontology annotation, molecular function: RNA binding. Gene Ontology annotation, biological process: mRNA splicing, via spliceosome; spliceosomal snRNP assembly. Gene Ontology annotation, cellular component: U1 snRNP; pICln-Sm protein complex; catalytic step 2 spliceosome. The record is from RefSeq and is a predicted model, not a curated record.
GAGGCGCUGUUUAAAGCACGGAAACUCGUGCCCAGGUCGGAAAGUUGUACUUCCGGUCGGCGGUAAAGCGUGCUUCGUGGUUUGCAAACGUUAUCGAGACGAACAUAUUUUACUUUUUUGAUUUAGCUUAUUAAAGCUGUUUAAUUUGAUAUAAAAUGAGUUUACCUCUGAACCCGAAGCCUUUCCUGAACGGCCUGACGGGAAAACCUGUGAUGGUGAAGCUGAAGUGGGGUAUGGAGUAUAAAGGCUACUUGGUGUCUGUGGAUGGAUACAUGAACAUGCAGCUGGCAAAUACAGAGGAGUAUGUGGACGGAGCGUUGGCGGGCCAUCUCGGCGAAGUGCUCGUCAGAUGCAACAACGUUUUAUACAUCAGAGGGGUGGAAGAGGAGGAAGAGGACGGAGAAAUGAGAGAGUGAAUGAAUGAUCCAGCCUGUUGUUUGUGUUUCUGUGCAGCUCCAGCUGCAGUUUACGUGUUUUUGUUUUUUCACCGUGUGAGACAAACAGAUUCUUUUUCCACAUCUUUGAAACGAUUCCCUUUUUUGUACCGUUAGGUCUGUUUUUAUGUUGUGAUACAAACAAUAAACGGACUUGUAAUUUUUCCCUAAACAAGGACUUUGAAUUUA